AUGAGCGCACCCGUGUUAUUCACCUUAGGAGGUUCGAUGGAUAGCAGGCGUGAAUCUAGAAGAUGGAAAGAUCCCCCUGAUAAAGCACUUCGAGCUAAAGACAUUCUCAUCAGAGCCUCCAGUCUGACAGAAGAUAAAAACCUGCAGGCUGUUCAAUUCCUGGGGUUAGCAUUAGAAACAUGUGGGAUUGAGAAUGAAAUUGCAACUUUCUUGAAGAAGAAAUGCGAUCAAACUUUCGGUAUGUCCUGGCAGUGUAUAGUCGGUAGAAACUUUGGAUCUCAUUUGGAUUGUGUCGAAUACAUUCACCUUACUAUUUCAAAAAUUUCUGUUCUGAUCUUUCGUUGUAAAUAA
Messenger RNA from Auanema sp. JU1783, 351 nucleotides. NCBI's taxonomy places the organism in Eukaryota, Metazoa, Nematoda, Chromadorea, Rhabditida, Rhabditidae. The record is from the annotation of a GenBank genome assembly.